This is a messenger RNA of Aspergillus oryzae RIB40, 1167 nucleotides long. RefSeq lists its product as uncharacterized. The transcript has a single exon. The record is from RefSeq and is a predicted model, not a curated record. NCBI's taxonomy places the organism in Eukaryota, Fungi, Ascomycota, Eurotiomycetes, Eurotiales, Aspergillaceae. Bases 1 to 1167 code for a protein of 388 amino acids.
AUGGGUGUCAGCGUUGGCAGCAGUGAGGAAAAUUGUGACGAGAACUCGAACAGCAACGAGAAUUCCAACAGCAACUCGAACUCGAACAGCAAUGAGAACUCGAACACCAAUACCUGGGGCAGCAGCACUGACAGCGGUAGCAUGCCCCCUGGUGGUAUGCCUCCUAUUGGCGGUAUGCCUCCUUCUGGUGGUACUCCUCCUGGUGGUAUGCCUCCUUCUGGUGGUACUCCUCCCACCGGUGGCAUGCCUCCCACUGGCGGCACUCCCCCCAGCUCGGGUACCGAUACCUGCGAAGACUGCGAGGGAGGUACUCCUCCCUCUGGCGGUACUCCCCCCUCAGGAGGCACCCCGCCUACCAGCGGCACUCCUCCUACUGGUGACGUUCCGACUGGGGACACCCCCAGCGGCACCCCUCCCACCUCCGGCACUGAAACUGGCGAGGAGACUGGCACCGAGACUGGUGGAUCUCCUCCAUCUGGCAGCACUCCUCCUACUAGUGGCACUCCCCCCACCAGCGGCACUCCUCCUUCUGGCGGCACUCCUAGUGGUACCCCCCCUACUGGCGAUGUCCCCACUGGCGACACCCCCAGCGGCACCCCUCCCACCUCCGGCACUGAAACUGGCGAGGAGACUGGCACUGAGACUGGCGGAUCUCCUCCAUCUGGCAGCACUCCCCCCACCUCCGGCACUCCUCCUUCUGGCGGUAGCCCUCCCACCUCCGGCACUGAAACUGGUGAGGAGACUGGCACUGAGACUGGUGGCUCCCCUCCCUCUGGUGGCUCCCCUCCUACUAGCGGCACUCCCCCUACCGGCGACGUCCCUACUGGCAGCGGUACUCCCCCCAGCUCUGGCACUGAAACCGGCAUCACCACUGGCGAAGAGACUGGUACUUCUACUGGUGGCUCCCCUCCUACUGGCGGCAUGCCUCCAUCCGGCGGUACUCCCCCUAACUCCGGCACCGAGUGCGAAGCCUGCCAGGGCGGCAACAACUCCGGCAACUCCUCCGGCUCCUCUUCGUCCUCUUCCUCAUCAUCCAGUAGCAGCAGCUCCUCCAGCUCCUCCAGCGGCUCCAGCGGCAACCACGCCUCAGCCAACGCUUCCGGCCCCAACGACUGCGCCGAGUGCGAAGUCUCCGCAUCUGUCUCUCCUGAAGACUGCGAGGAGUAA